UGGCUGACGGUAGCCAUGUUUGCAUUGCCAGCUGUCUGGAUGCGAGGCAGCUAACCGGUGAGCUGUCUGAGCUACAUUUGCCCCUCUGUUCGGGGUAACAAAAAACACAUAACAACCGUCCACCCUGUUAACACCGGCUUCUUUUUACUCGAUAUGCCGGUUCACUCCCGGGAGAAGAAAGAAAGCAACCACGAAGACAUGGAGGUGGAUUUCCCCGAGCAGGACGGCAGCAGCACAGACGAGGAGGACACUGUUAGCUCGUCCGUGUCUGAAGAUGGAGACAGCUCUGAGAUGGAUGAUGAAGACUGUGAGAGGAGGAGGAUGGAGUGCCUGGAUGAGAUGACCACCUUGGAGAAGCAGUUCACUGACUUGAAGGAGCAGCUGUACAAGGAGCGUCUAAGCCAGGUGGACAUCAAGCUGCAGGAGGUGAUGGCUGGUUGUGCCCAAGAGUACCUGGAACCUCUAGCCAACCUGCAGGAGAACAUGCAGAUCAGGACCAAAGUAGCUGGGAUCUACAGGGAGCUGUGUUUGGAGUCAGUGAAGAACAAGUAUGAGUGUGAGAUCCAGGCUGCCUGCCAACACUGGGAGAGUGAGAAGUUGCUGCUGUUUGACACUGUGCAGAGUGAAUUGGAGGAGAAAAUAAGAAGAUUAGAGGAGGACAGACACAGUAUUGACAUCACAUCAGAGCUGUGGAAUGAUGGAUUGCACUCACGGAAAAACAAAAAGAAAGAUCCAUUCUGCCCGGUCAAGAAGAAGAAGCCUGUUGUUGUUUCUGGGCCUUAUAUCGUUUACAUGCUGCAGGAUCUUGAUAUUCUUGAGGACUGGACUGCAAUAAGAAAGGCGAUGGCAUCACUGGGGCCUCACAGGGUGAAGGUGGACGCCCCUGCAGUCAAACCUGACAGACAUCACCAUGUGGCCCGCUCUGAGGAUGGUCGUCUUUUCUAUGACAACCAGUGGUACUGCAGAGGGCAGGCUAUCUGCAUCAACAGGAAGGACGAGUACCCAACCAGUGCAAUCAUCACCACCGUGAACAACGACGAGGUGUGGUUCAAACGACUGGAUGGCACCAAGUCCAAGCUGUACAUCUCCCAGCUGCUGAAAGGCAAAUACACAAUCAAGCACUCAUAAAAAAAACAACACGCAAACAUACAGAAAAAAAUCAACAACUCCCAUCUUUGCCGUGCUUCAGUUUGUCUACUGUCAUUGUGAUAUCUUUCAACCUUAUGCCAUAUGUACAGUCCCACGCACACAGAGGGGAGAAGUGAGGUGUGUCUAUGAGAAACGAAGAUGAACAAUGAUUAACUGACCCUUGUAGUCAAAGGGGAAGCUCUUCUGUAAAUAUGUAUGUAUGUUGAUAUUCUUGACAAGGUCACAAAGUGUCAUUUUCUCUGGAAUGGAGAUCAAUGCAAAGUGCUGCUAAAAAAAAAUCAAAGGGGCGAAGAACUGGAGCAGUAACAAACUGUGAACUGCAGAGCUCAGUUGUGUGCCUUUCUGAGACAAGACGAUGCCUCUGCUGAUGAACACAAAAAACAAAUGAUGGUGAACUAUUAAUAUCAAUGCAGUGAAGCCUUACUCUGUACUGUGUUAGCUCAAAGAGGACUGAAGCGGGUCAAUGAAUGAGUGAGUGAGUGAGUGAGUGAGAGAGAGAAAAAACCCUGAUCCAGGUGAGAAUGCUGUCAGCUGUGUGUUUGAUUUUCCUCUCCAGCCGCAUCAGUGAGAUUUGAAUUUCACGCUCCAUAGAGCCUAUUUAAUCCGUGUAAGGAUCUCUGGGGACCCCAGUUUGAGAAAAUGUUUGAUUUAGCCAAACAAAUUGCACAAGUGUCAAUACGGAUACGGUAAAUGAUUAAUCAAUUUUGAAGCAAAUGGUUGUAUUGCGAACUUAACGAGAUGAAAGGAUUGUUCAAGAAAACCCCAGGGGUUUCUUAAAUCCACUUGGGGAGCCACUCUACUAAACGAUCUCUUUAUGUUUAGAAUAAUUUAACAGCAUUUUGUUUAAGUUCAAACCGAGGCCAGCUUCGUGCACUAAGAGAACUCUAAAAUUCAGAGCUGUGUUGUCGUCAGGAGGUGCCCUGUAUGUACAGAUGUUUCUGUUUUCUCUGAUUCUUUCUCUCUUUCCAAUCACGUUGCCAUGUGUCUGACAGUGCCUGAAACUCAAAAUUACAGGAGACGAUCCAGACAUAGCGUGCCCUGCUCUAUGUCUGUGUGGGCUGCAUCUUUGUCUGUAGUGAGGGGCCUAAAAUUUGUACUUCAUGGUGCCAUUUUUCAGUCUUCUUUCUGAAUUCAGCUGGUUUUGUGUGCGCUAUGCAGUGUAAAUGUUACACCUCUGAAAAAAAUCAAUGUUAUGUUUCUUGUCCCUCUCAACUGUCUCUUUUUCCCUCCUUCCCCUUUGCCCUCCCUUUUUUAUCUCUAAUAUGAUCCUCAGUGUUGAGACACUAAAUGAAAAAUGAAGACUAGGGGGUUUUUGUGGUAUGCACAAUCCAUCCAAUCGUACUCUCUGUCUCUAAAUUCUACUUGAUUUGAUGUUGAGGAUCUUGUUCUGUGUUGUAUUUAUGGUGCUAAAUAUAUUUUUUAUCAUUGCAUACAUACUCUUAAGUAUUACCUGCCAAUAGUAUUGUAAAAAAAAAAAAAAACAGGCACUCGCAACAUAAGAUCAUGAAGUGUCUCCGAAGCCUCAUGUGGCGUUCACUAAGUGAAACUUUUCAUAGGUUGUUGUACAUUUGUUUUAAUUUCUGCUUCAUUUCUACCUUCUUAUGCUAUAUGCUUCCUUUUCCACAUGAUGGGCAAAAGGAAAAAAAAUAUGUGACAUUGUGCCAAUGCAUGUAAAGUUGAUUAAAGAUUUUGUUUGUCAUUUGAAGAGAUUCAAACCUGCACAUAAACAGUUCUUAUCCUUCAUACGCAAAA
This is a messenger RNA of Notolabrus celidotus (New Zealand spotty), 2901 nucleotides long. RefSeq names its product breast cancer metastasis-suppressor 1-like protein-A. Gene Ontology annotation, molecular function: histone deacetylase binding. Gene Ontology annotation, cellular component: Sin3-type complex. The coding region runs from base 154 to 1128 and encodes 324 amino acids. The record is from RefSeq and is a predicted model, not a curated record. The transcript is spliced from 10 exons. Lineage: Eukaryota; Metazoa; Chordata; Actinopteri; Labriformes; Labridae. Gene Ontology annotation, biological process: negative regulation of transcription by RNA polymerase II.